UGUUAUUAUUAUUUUUUUCUCAUUGAUUAAUUUUAAUUGAUUAUUUGUCCUGAAAAGUCAGACUGUCACUUUGCUUCUUUAGCCUAAAUAAAAACUUCAACAUAAGGAUAAUAAAAUUAUAAAAACUAUCAAUUAUUAUUUAUCACUAAUUUAUUAAUUAUUAAAAUUAUAUUUUUUUUAUAUUUUUGUGGUAUAUUUUUCGUCUAGGUUUAUGGAAACUUGUUAAAAUAGAGCGUGUUUUAUUUUUGAGGUUAUCUUAAAUUUUUAAUAAUAAUCCAGUGACAAUAAUCAUACAGAAUGGAUGACCUACAAAAUUAUAAACUACAACUUCAACAAGUUGAAGCAGCAUUAACAACUGAUCCAGGUAAUGAUGAGUUGCAUAAACUUAAAAAAGAUCUUGAAGAAGUUAUUGAAUUGACAAAUGAUUUAAUUAAAUCACAACAACAGGAAAAACAAUCACAUGGUAUGGAUUCACAAGAUCCAGUUCUCAUUGCUGGUUUAACGAGUAAAUGGAAAAUUGGUGAUUUGUGUAUGGCACCAUGGAGUGAAGAUGGAAAAUAUUAUGAAGCAACAAUUGAUGCAAUUAGUGAAACUGGUACUGUCACUAUUAUAUUUAACGAGUACAAAAAUACUGAUACAGCAAUGAUUAGUCAAUUAAAAUCAGCUGCUAAAAGACCAGCAUCAGAUUGGGCUGAUCAAAAAUCAAAAAAAAUGCAAGCAGCUGCUGCAGCUGGUUCUGAUCCAAAUAAACAGAGAGAAUAUUUAAAGAAAAAGAAACAAAAAAAAUUACAAAGAUUUAAGGAACAAGAGGAAGAACGUGAACAGGAAAAAAAUAAAUGGAUUGCAUUUUCAUCAAAGACUGUUAAAAAAGGAGUUGUAAAAAAGAGUAUAUUUGCAACACCAGAAAAUGUUAAUGGACGUGUUGGAAUUGGUACUUGUGGUGUUAGUGGACGUGAAAUGACAAAAUUUAGUAAUGGAGAAAAAUGGAGACGUGGUACUUGAUUUUAUUAUUAUUAUUUUUCUAUUUCAUAUUGUAAAUAGUUAUGAUUUGAUAAUUUUAUUUGCUUGUUUUUUUAAAAAAAGUGGAUAAUUAUUAGCAGAGAUUAACACAAAAUUAUUUAAUAAUUUAUCUGAUUUCAAGAUAUAAAAAAAAAAAAAUAUAAUUAAUUUUCUUUAGGUUUUU
Messenger RNA from Aphidius gifuensis, 1183 nucleotides. It is a transcript of the gene Spf30, whose product is annotated as survival of motor neuron-related-splicing factor 30. The record is from RefSeq and is a predicted model, not a curated record. Bases 298 to 1002 code for a protein of 234 amino acids. Gene Ontology annotation, cellular component: cytoplasm; precatalytic spliceosome; nucleus. Lineage: Eukaryota; Metazoa; Arthropoda; Insecta; Hymenoptera; Braconidae. Gene Ontology annotation, molecular function: RNA binding. The transcript has 5 exons. Gene Ontology annotation, biological process: mRNA processing; regulation of alternative mRNA splicing, via spliceosome.